Messenger RNA from Acanthaster planci (crown-of-thorns starfish), 5550 nucleotides. RefSeq lists its product as uncharacterized. Gene Ontology annotation, cellular component: Golgi apparatus. Gene Ontology annotation, molecular function: glycosyltransferase activity. Lineage: Eukaryota; Metazoa; Echinodermata; Asteroidea; Valvatida; Acanthasteridae. The record is from RefSeq and is a predicted model, not a curated record.
UAUACUUUCACGGAUCGCUAGUUUAGAAGAGAUCCCGGACAAAGCAAUGGAACAAUAGAAGGCAUAGCUUUGAGUACACAGCUACAGCGACGAGAAAGCUUGUUGAUAUCCUGUGCAGUUGCAACAUACCAACUGUUCCAUUUCUCCAUGUCCCAGAGAAUCCCUCGGAAAACCUACACCCGGCGUGUCGGAUGUCACGACGGUCCAGUACCGGCAAGACCCAAUUUUUCAGGAUAACAUGCCUCCUCCUUCGUAUUUUCCUCGGGAGAAUCGGCGGGCUGCAACGAUCAGUCAGCAUGGAGUUUUUCUCGAGGAGGUGAGACUUCAAGGAACGCCUCGUGUCUACAUAGGUCCUUUCAAACGCCGGCAGCCUGUGUGUGUCCGACUGUCAAACUCAAAGCUAUGCUAUCAGAUCCCACUGAAGAGAAUCCUCAAUCCAAGGAAUUUCGUCUACUUGGUGUUGGGUUGUUUUGUUUUUGUCAUAUUGGCAAAUGCGCGUUUGAGAAAGUCUGUCAUUACUGUAAACAACCAGCUGCGACCAGUGAAGGAACUAAUCGAAAGAUCACAUGACGGCCUACGUCACAACGCCUUACAGCCACUGGCUCAGGACAACCAGCCUUUGUCGAAUGCAUCGCGGUUGGGAAUGGCAUACAGUCCGCGAAACAACUCGACGAGAUGGCCAUUGACGAAACCAGGUCAAGCAUUAUCCAAUCACACAGCCCGGAACGACUCCUCGACGCAGCCAUUGGCCAAACCGGGUUCAGCCUCAUCCAAUCAUGAAGCCGGACCAUCAGGCAAGCAGCCAAGAGUCGUCCUUUUGGUCACUAAUCAAGGCUUUGUGGAUUUCACCGAGAACUUGAUGCGAAGCAUGGAGAGAGCCAGCUCCCAUCCCAACAUUACCAUAAUUACCGAGGAUCAGGCAUCAUUUACCAAUUUCUCCAUUCGCCAACCAAGAGUGCACGUUAUAAAAACACCAGAUUUAAAGAGCGUGCCUGAGAAGCAAGACGCUUUUGAUUUUGGUGUCAAAGGUUACGUGCAAUUGAUCAACCGGAGGCCAGGUUAUGUUCUAGGUUUCUUACAGAAGGGUUUUGAGGUCUUUUUUGUCGACAGUGACUCUUUCUGGUUUAAGGACCCAUUUCCUUACUUCCAAGGCGACUUCGAUGUCGCUUACCCAAAAGACGCUCCCUGGGCUUACAACGCGGGUAUUGGGUUCUACAAACCCACGGCAGCCUCCAUCAGAUUCCUUAAACACUGGAUACAAACCAUGGCAACCCAGGCCAAAACGAAGAAGCCCCAAAUUGACCAGUUUGUCAUGAAUUCUAUCAUACGUUCCAGACGAAUUCGAGGUCUUCGUGUCAGGCACUUGAAAGACAUCAACUUUCCUUGUGCCAAAUACUACUCGAAGACACAGAAAUGCGACAAUUACACAACCGAUACGGUCCUUGUUCACGCUGCUUAUUUGGCGGGACAUGAGCUGAAGAAAACUAUGUUUGAGCAAUGCAAGCUCUGGCUCUUAUAGAAAAGAAUAAAUCAUAAUGGCUUUUGGAUUUUAGUAAAAUAGCAUAUUCUAGUAUCACACGACCACUGUAUUCACUUGCCAUUGAGUCCUGAUAUGCAGUAAGACACGUUCGUAACAGAAGAAAUAGCCAAUGGCUUCUGCAGGUUCGUGUGUUCUUGCCAGCCAUAGCCGGUUCAUCGCACGCGGCUUCGAUGUCCCCUCUCCCCACGGACAUGAAUCACUCAUUAGAGUCGUCGAAAUUACUGCACUAUAUACCGAGACUUUAUUCUCAAAGAAUUUUUGCUCGUUACUUGUUACAAAUUUUAGCAAAGGGGCAAAGAAUAUGCUGUAGUUUAUUUUAUGACGAUGCGACAGUUGUUAUGGUUAGUUUUCAUUUUUUUUAAAAAAAACGUUUUCAUUUCUUUUUUAUAUUAAGCGUUGCACUCGGCUUAACACACCGUUUGUAUAUUUUUCAUGGUUGGUUUUUAAUGGAAUUUUUUUCAAUGAUCCUUACAUAGGACCUUGUAAUUUCCUUUUAUGUAGAUAAUGUGCCUGAGCUCGAUCAGCUAUAGUUUUGUCCAGUUCUUUUCAACCUGUUUUUUUUUUGGGGGGGGGUUCUGGGAAAUGAUUCCUCAAAAAUAAAAUGUAACGUCAUUAUGAUGUCCUUCCAUAUUUUUAUGAAUUGUUUUAUUUUUUCUCAUUUUGUCGUACUUUUCAACCGAUUUUCUAAAUUCAAUAAGGGACAUGACUACCUUCGAAGUUCUGUGUGUAAGACCUUGGAUACAGUUUGUUGAUGUACAGCAUUUUGAAAAUUUUCCCUGAAGGUAUGAAGGUAAUUCUUAAAGUGUGGCUGCAAUGAACGUUUAUUCAGACACAACUUGGUUUGUAAUUUUUGGACUUUUCUUCAGUUAAUGAGAAAAAUUUGACACCUCUGUUAUGUUAAACGCGUUGAACGUGCACUUUUUUAAGCACUUCAAAUUAUCUAUGCCUUCCAGGAAACUGCAAAUUUUUUAAGUAGUAGUUUUUGUGCACUAACCAACGUUACCUUGAGGUUUUCUUCCAGGGAUGGGAUGGCACGCAGUUUUGCUCGUUAAUAUGGAAAUAUCAUUAACAUAAAACCAAAAAGUAGCCGAACAUUCUUUGGAAUGGUGGAACAAAAUUUGAAAAUGAGGUUUCCUUGGACAAACUGAAGCAUGUUGAAGUUUGUAUCUGGAACAUUUCCAUUGCAUCUACCCUUUAAUACACAUAAGGCAGUAGCCUAUUUUGAUCAUCACCGGUACUGAUAGGUUCACUUGGCAAGUACACGAAUAGUCAAACAUUAUGUUGUGAUAAUGCUACCACAUGGUGUGAAUUGUUUAUAUUGGGUUGUUUUCGUCAUGUGAAUAUUUCUUUAAAAGUACAAUGUACAUGGCGCCGUUAUAGUGAGGUGCUUACAGAGAGAGUAGUGUAACUCCACUCAUCCACGAGGGCCCGUCAUGGACAGGAAUUCUUGCUGAACUUAUCUUUUAAUGCAUAGAAAUGCUGGUGCUUUUUAUACGCAUUCAUGCGCUACUUUCGUCGCCUAAAGUGAAUUUCCUUGUACCGCAAUUUUUGCGGAAAUAAUGACCGUCGUGCAUGUGACUAGCUCUCGGCCAAUCAAGAUACAAAACCCGUUGUCGACGCAUCGUAAUGGCGAUUAGGGCCAUAUGAGGAAACGCGGACACAUUUCCUGAUCCAAAAAGCAAUCCAACCCCGAAAAUCUCUUCUCCAAAGUUUUAUUACUGGGCCUGAAUUGGCAGAGUCGGUAGAAGACAAACAUGCCUCCUCCCCUGGAGAUUCAACACGCCGCAACGACUGUUAAGCAUGUGGUUAUCAUGAAGAAAGUCGAACUACGAGAAAGGCCUCGUGUGUACGUACGCUCUUCCACUCGCCAGUUGCCCGUGUCUGUCCGGCUGUCGCAGCUAUGCUAUCAGCCAGUAGUGAAAAGCCUUCUGCAAUCGACAGCUUUCGUCUAUUUGGUAUUAGGUUGUUUAGUUUUUUUCAUAUUUGCAAAUGCGGAUUUGAGCAAGUCAGCCGUUCCUGCAAAACACCAGCUGCCACCAAAAAGAGAGCAAUUCGAAAGCUCACGUGACAGCCUACAUCACAAUUCAUCACGGCCAUUAGCUGCGAGUAACCAGUCUUUAUCAAAAUCCCGAAACGACUCAACGAGAUGGCCAGGUCAAGCAUUUUCCAAUCACAAAGCCUGGAAAGACUCCUUGAGGCAGCCAUUGGCCAAGCCAGGUUCAGCCUCAUCCAGUCACGAAGCCCGACCAUCUAGUGAGCCGCCUAGAAUCGUUCUAUUGGUCACUAAUCAAGGCUUUGAGGAUUUCACCGAGAAUUUGCUGCGAAGCAUAAAGAAGGCCGGCUCCCGUCCCAACAUUACCAUAAUCACCGAGGAUCAGGCAUCAUUUAACAAUCUCACCGCUCGCCAGCCUGGAGUGCACAUUAUCAAGGCGCCAGAUUUAACGAACAUGCCCGAAAAACAAGAGGCUUUUGAUUUCGGUGUCAAGGGUUACGUGAAAUUGGUCAACCGGAGGCCUGGACACAUUUUGGGUUUCUUACAGAAGGGUUUUGAGGUGUUUUCCGUGGACAGUGACUCCUACUGGUUUAAGGACCCCUUUCCUUACUUCCAAGGCGACUUCGAUGUCGCCUAUCCAAAAGACGUUCCCUGGGCUUACAACGCGGGUAUUGGAUUCUACAAACCCACGGCAGCCUCCAUCAAAUUCCUUAAACACUGGAUACAAAUCAUGGCAACCCAGGCAAAAAUGAAGAAGCCUCAACUUGACCAACGUGUCAUGAACACCAUCAUAAGUUCUAGACGAAUUCGAGGUCUUCGUGUCAGGCACUUGAAAGACAUCAACUUUCCUUGUGCCAAAUACUACUCGAAGACACAGAAAUGCGACAAUUACACAACCGAUACAGUCCUUGUUCACGCUGCUUAUUUGGCGGGACAUGAGCUGAAGAAAACUAUGUUCGAGCAAUGCAAGCUCUGGCUCUUGUAGAAAAAAAAGGACUACCUGAGAACUUGCCCAUUAUCCGUAUGUCAUGUGUCACAAUAAUGAAAUGUUAUUUUUAUGAAGAUUUCAGUCAUGAAAGCAAGUGGAGCUAAAUCCUGGUUUUGGUUAAGAUAUUGGUAUCAGUCACGGCCGUAACGCCAAUUGAUGGAACAGAGCGACUGUAUACAUCUGUGAGAACUGGCUACAACCAGCAGGCUGUGACUUCCGUAUCUGCCUGGAGCAGUAGCACCCCCUCAUCGGCUAAAAGAGCCAUGUUGGUGGGAAGUGUUCAUUUUUGGGUGGUAGUGACGCGACUGUAACACGUGCAUUUCAUAUAAUCGUCGUGAACCGGCGAAGAACAGUUCGCAUCAACGGAGCCUCCAUCGCUGAGAAAAUUGCAUCCUCUCUUGGUCCAGCUUGGAGCUCAUAAUGCUCGUGUUUUGCCUGAAUAAUUUGGACCCACUCCAGUAAGCAGUGUUGACAGUUUGCUUUCUAAACCUUAAGAUCCCGAAUAUUUUGAGAUAUCUGUAGCCGCAAAGGUCAUGUGACUAACUCCUCUCGUUCCCGAAAUUUUCCGAUUCCGCUGAUUUCGGGGUGUACCUCGUUGCAGAUUUCCCCGAUAGUUUUCCACGAAGGUACCAAUUCCUCGGUCUUUCUUGGUAUCUCUGAGCAAAUUGACCUCCACUUUUAGGCAACUUUGAUCAUGUUGACUGCUCAGAAUCUAACGGACGUCGUGCCACCCGAGAAGAAGAAAUAAUCCUAACUUCUGCUUUCUCGAUUCAGUUUCAUAGCGCUGAUUUAAGUUGAGGCUUGAUGUGAUUCUCAGAGACCAGAGCGGUAAGCACAUCAGACAAGCUUGACCCUGCAGGAAGAAAUGUUGCUUUAAUCAGGGUCAUGCAAUAGCACUCUGCGAGGCGCAUGCAAAUGUAAGAUAAUGUGAAUUGUGAGAUUAUGCUUAAAGGGUAGUUGCAAUAAAUUUGUUUUAAACAAACCUUCAGAAUGCACCUUUGUGUCUCAGAUGACCUCAUUUUCAACUUC